AUGUCUCGUUUUGCCUCGACCAAGUGCGAGUGGCCACCCGGCCCAAGGAACUGCUACCUGAGAGCCAUCGACAAUUUUGAGGGUUUUGAGCAAGCACCCGCCACAGCGGACGACCGCACCUUGGAAAAGACAGGAUGA
Molecule: messenger RNA, 138 nt
Organism: Sclerotinia sclerotiorum 1980 UF-70
Lineage: Eukaryota; Fungi; Ascomycota; Leotiomycetes; Helotiales; Sclerotiniaceae
Exons: 1
Coding region: 1-138 (45 amino acids)
Source: RefSeq, a predicted model, not a curated record